Olea europaea var. sylvestris is the source of this 1773-nucleotide messenger RNA. RefSeq names its product GDSL esterase/lipase 7-like. Gene Ontology annotation, molecular function: hydrolase activity, acting on ester bonds. Lineage: Eukaryota; Viridiplantae; Streptophyta; Magnoliopsida; Lamiales; Oleaceae. The record is from RefSeq and is a predicted model, not a curated record. The transcript is spliced from 12 exons. The coding region runs from base 1 to 1773 and encodes 590 amino acids.
AUGAGUAAGAAACAAAACUCUCUGUCUACAGCCGAGGCAGAAUACAUUGCAGCCGGUAGCUGCUGCACUCAAUUGCUUUGGAUGAAGCAAAUUUUGAGUGAUUAUGAGAUAAAUCGGGGCACCAUGACCGUGUUUUGUGAUAACACCGGCGCUAUCAACAUCUCCAAAAAUCCUAUUCAACAUUCUAGGACUAAACAUAUUGAUAUUCGUCAUCACUUCAUCCGUGAACUUGUUGAGUCCAAUGUGGUAUCCCUUGAACAUAUUGCUACAGAAAAUCAGCUUGCAGAUCUGUUCACUAAACCUUUAGAUGGUCUAAGAUUCGAGUCACUUAGGAAGGCUGUUGGCGUUUGUGAGAAUAUACUUGUUAGCAGUGAUUGGCAUGCCCCUUCUCCCAAAAUUAAGUUAUAUGUUAUUGCUCGACUUGAUCUUAAUGUGAUUCCCUUCAGCAUUUGUGACAAAAAGGAGGAGAGAAAAUUUUUGAUGUUUGGUGACGUUAAUGUUUCUGUUGGUGUUUUAAUUGACAUUAAUAAAGGGACAAAGGCAUCAGCUACUGGGCGAGAUUUAGUAGGCUACCAAGUUGAAUUUAAUACAUACAUAUACACCCACAGAAAAUCGAAAGUGGAGGCUGUUGGAGGAAAUAAAAAAACAGAACUUGCUCUUCGCACGACCAUGGAGAAAAUGAUUUCGAUUAUCAUCUUCUUGUUGUGCAUUUCUUCAGUGAAUUCAAAUUCUCCAAUUGCUCCUGCAUUGUAUGUUUUUGGAGAUUCUUUGUUUGACAGUGGAAAUAAUAAUCUUUUACUAACUCUAGGCAAGGCCAAUUAUCCACCCUACGGUGUGAAUUUUGAUGGAGGAGCCACCGGAAGAUUUACGGACGGGAAAACUAUUCCUGAUUUAAUUGCUGAAUUUCUUGGAUUGCCAUAUUCACUGCCAUACUUCAGUUUAAGAGGAUCACCAGAGUUGACAGGAUUGAAUUAUGCAUCUGCUACUUGUGGCAUUCUUCCUGAGACUGGAAAAUCCAGAGGAAUAUGCUUAAAUUUCGAUGAGCAGAUUGACUUGUUCAACCUUACCGUUGAAUUGGAACUGUUCAAACACUACAAAGCCUCUUCCAAAGUUUCAGAUUAUUUGUCAAAAUCAUUGUUUAUUAUUACUAUUGGCAGCAAUGACUACCUCAACUAUGCUCAACCACAGUUAUUCUAUGCAAAGCGACGUUACGAUCCUCAAUCUUUUGCCAAACUUCUCAUAGACAAAUAUAUAUAUAUAUUUGAAAAACUAUACAAAAUAGGAGCAAGAAAGAUAAUAAUGUUUGAAAUUGGCCCCAUAGGGUGCAUCUCAUCAGUUACAAGGAAAAUUAAUCACAGUGGAAAAUGCGUGAAGAAGAUUAACCAGCUUGCAGUAACCUUUAACAACCAGCUUGCCACCUUGCUUAGGAGUUUGACAUCAACCCUGCAAGGUUCGGAAUUUAUACUUGGUCAAGUUUAUUGGCUUGGAUAUGAUGCCAUCAUAAAUCCCUCUAAUUAUGGUUUAGAAGACUCUACUAAUCCGUGCUGCACUACAUGGGCUAAUGGGACGUCAGCCUGCAUUCCAGGACUGCCGGCAUGCCAUGAUCCAGACAAACACUACUUCUGGGAUGGUUAUCAUCUUACACAAGCUGUAUAUAAGGUUAUUGGCACCCGUUGUAUCAAUGGUACUAAUUGUGUUCCUAAAAACAUAAAAGACCUCCAGCGUCACCAAGUUAAUAUUAAAUAUGCUGUCACCGGCAUUGUUUUAGUUUGA